AAACUGAUAGUACCGACUACCGAACGUCCGAAAAGUUAAUAAUAUUAUUAUUACUAAUAUAAGAUUAUUUUAACCUUUGAGUUUUACUAAUUUCUGAUUGAUAUUGAUUUGUCUUUUGCCCAAACAACGGUUAUAUUACAAAUUAUGCAAAUUAGUUCAAUUUCAAAUAUUCUAGCGAUCAAACUUUGAACACCAGACGGUCUGUGCUGUUACACAAACACAUCAAUUAAUUAGCUGAACACAUUUUAUUCAACUGACUGUGCUAUAUAUAAAAGCUAUGGCUGCUGAAAGAGAACGCCGUUCGAAUGCUGGCAAUAAGCUAGCACGUUUAUUGGACGAAGAAGAAGCUGCUGAUGAUGAAUUUUAUAAGACUACCUAUGGUGGUUUCAAUGAAGACGAGGAAGACAAUGAUUUUCAUUUUGUCGAUGAAGAAGCGCCAGAUGAAGUUGAUUCAGACUUCAGUAUUGAUGAGAAUGAUGAAGUAAUAUCAGACAUUGAAGAUGAAGAACUAUCUAAAAAAAAAUCAAAUAGAUAUCAAGAACCUAAAGCUCCAAAACCUGUUGAACAAAAUGAAGCUCCAAAAAGAAAACGUUCUAGAACAGAAAAAGUUGUGGUGGCGGCGGAGACAUCAUAUGAACGAAAGUCAAUACGCCAAUCAACAGCAGUUAAGUCUCAGGAGACAAUAGAACGUAUCAAAGAACGUGUUAGUAAAAUCAAAAAAAAUAAACCAAUGCCUCCAGAAGAAAUGCCUUCACAGCAAGAAUUGUUGGAAGAAGCAAAACUCACAGAAGAAGAGAAUUUAAAAUCAUUAGAGAAAUUUGAAAAAUUAGAAUUGGCUAGAAAACAGACAAGAGCUAAACCUCGUGUCACAUACUUGACAUCUGUUAAAUUUCUUAGUAAAGCAUAUCCAAUGUUUGCUGAAGAUGAUAAUAUAAACAUUGAAGGUGAAGAACAUGAACAACGUGAACGCCGUGAGUAUUUUGAGCGCACUUCCAUCACAGUGAAUGAACCACAAGAGUUUGAACGAAUGUUUCCCAAGAAAGUAGCCAAACCGCCCAGACCGCAUAGACAGUGUGUAUUUACUGGAGAUUAUGCCAGGUACAGAGAUCCUUUGACCGGCCACCCUUAUAAAAAUCAAAAGAUAUUUUCGAUAUUAAGAUCUGUAUACUCUAUGCAUUUAGAUGAAGCAUUUGCUAAUAAAUAAAACACAAAUCUAAACUUUUAGAACUACUCUUACAAUAAUUAUUAUAUUAACUAGGUAUGUACCUAUUAAGUUUUAGUAUAAUUCAUUGUUUUUAUACUUAAAGGAUAACUUAUUGAACAUUAACUUGUAUUUAAAAAUGUUUUUUUCAUUAUACUAUAUUAUUAUGAUUUGAAAUUUUGAAAUUCAUAAUGAAUUUAAGAAUAGGUAUAAUCUUAGCUUAGGUAUAUUCCUAGCAUGUUUAUAACAAAUAAAAAGUUAUAUACAUUUUAAUUUUUUUGUAUUAAAUGUUGUCUAAUAUUUAAUAAUAUCUUGGUGUUGGAUACUUAACAGUUGAUACUAUAGUUGGGGCCACAAAAAUUAGUGAUGAUGACUGGUCAGAGCCUCAUUUUAAAUGAAGUAGAAAUAAUGAUAAUCAUUUGUAAAACAUUCCAUAAGUUAUGCUGAUAUAAUUGUAGAUAUAUGCAAUAUUACAUAAUAUAUUUAUAGUACACAUACUGAAUUGACAUAGUGUAAGUUUUUUCAAAUUAUUACUAUGUUUAAUACUAGGAUUGACCCAAUAACCACUAACUUUUCAUGGCCCUAACUAAAGUUAGGUAUAAAAGCUUACCACAAAAAUGUUGACUGGUUAGUGGUUACAUAAGUUUGUAUAAUAGUAUCUACAAUUAUUUGUCACCAGCAAGUUUCUCAUAAAAUGGGAAAUAUAUAAAUAUAAAUAUGUUAUAUUAUAAUGUAAAUAUGUUACGUGUCAAGAAAACAGCCAAUAUACAUUUUGUUCCAUUGUUUUAA
Molecule: messenger RNA, 1990 nt
Organism: Myzus persicae (green peach aphid)
Lineage: Eukaryota; Metazoa; Arthropoda; Insecta; Hemiptera; Aphididae
Gene: YL-1
Product: vacuolar protein sorting-associated protein 72 homolog
Exons: 4
Coding region: 278-1204 (308 amino acids)
Biological process (GO): chromatin remodeling; regulation of DNA-templated transcription
Cellular component (GO): nucleus
Molecular function (GO): ATP-dependent H2AZ histone chaperone activity
Source: RefSeq, a predicted model, not a curated record